Molecule: messenger RNA, 729 nt
Organism: Rhipicephalus sanguineus (brown dog tick)
Lineage: Eukaryota; Metazoa; Arthropoda; Arachnida; Ixodida; Ixodidae
Exons: 1
Coding region: 158-628 (156 amino acids)
Biological process (GO): cellular response to hydrogen peroxide
Source: RefSeq, a predicted model, not a curated record
UGUUUCCUUGUAGUACCUCCGAUGCUUUGGUUCCUCCAAUAUACCGCCCAAUUAUAACGAGUGAUCAGUAGCGGGUACGUGCCAGAGCUAUGAGAGCAGCAUUGCUCUAGCACGCGCAGUGCGAGACGACGAGCGGUCACGGAGGCCUGACGCGCAAAUGGCAGCCGCUCAAGGAACAGGCAGCGCUGAGCCGGAAGACACGAGCAAGAAGCGAGUGCGCUCUGCUCCAUCUGUUCUGGACGACCUGGACACGGCCAUCAAGAAGCUGAAAGUGAGCGCAAAGAAGCAGGACGGCCAAGGCGCGCCGGACCUGCCCCGGAAGCCCCGUAAAAGCCACCUGCUGGGCCCGUCGCGCAGGUUACGGUCCCGACGCCCGUCAAAGAGCACCUCCGAAACCAGCGUGACGCCCAACGGUCCAGCAGGCGCCUCCGCCGAGCAAGGAGCCGAGUCCACAUGUCCAGGCAGCUUCCGCGUCAACUCCGUCAAAGAGUCGUCGUCUGCCCCGGACCUGACGUGCGAACCCCCGAUAGAGGAUGACACGACCGUCAACGAGCUCGCGGCUUACUUCGAAAAUCUCGUUCACAUCCCGCGCAAGAUGUCCGCUAUGGCCGAAAUGAUGUACAUGUAGCGACGCCGGAGAGGCCGUGACCCGGGAUGCCACGGGAAUGAAGUGGACUUCAUUUAUCUCGCUCACUGCGGUGAGGUCAAUAAACCGCAAUGUUCACCAGA